Molecule: messenger RNA, 4963 nt
Organism: Chelmon rostratus (copperband butterflyfish)
Lineage: Eukaryota; Metazoa; Chordata; Actinopteri; Chaetodontiformes; Chaetodontidae
Gene: srpk3
Product: SRSF protein kinase 3
Exons: 17
Coding region: 383-2893 (836 amino acids)
Biological process (GO): protein phosphorylation; spliceosomal complex assembly; regulation of mRNA processing
Molecular function (GO): ATP binding; protein kinase activity
Source: RefSeq, a predicted model, not a curated record
GGACCGAAGAAAACACACCUAGAAUAACCGAGUGGACCUCACAUUAAGCCCGUACAUUACUGAUACGGUACAGAGACGGUAGUGACCGUGCAUGGACUUAAGGUAGACCCGCUGAUCCGCAGCUGGAGCUAACGGAGCUAACUGACCGUCAUCUGUUACCUAACGGGCUAACUGACAGGCCACUGGCUCAUGUUCACCACGCUGCACUGCACUGACCCGCUCUAAACCGGGUCAGUUUCUGGACGAUCUGAACCACCCUCAGGAGGACUGUCUCCGGGUUUCACCGGCGGUUUCUGGUGAAGUUUAACCGGCUUACGGAGGGUAACGAGCCUGCUGGGACACGUCGCUCUGACCCGGUUCGGUUCGAGGACCGGGAGCCAGGAUGUUGAUAGCAGUUGGUGCAGGAAGUGGAAACGUUGCCACCGCUGGCAAGAAACACAGACGGAGGGGCAAAAAACACCGGAGAGUCCGAACAGACGAGAACCGGCCUGAUGAUAUCUGUGACCUUCGGAGUCUAAAUGCCAACAGCAGCCUCCCCCCAACAGACUUGCAGAGUUAUCCUCAAACCACCCGGCUGCCCCCCCAAAAUACUCCAGAAACCACCACAUCACCAGGAAAUAUGCCAGCAUAUACUGAAGACCUCAAUGAAUCCACUACAGCACCUCGACAGAACUCUCCAUGCACCACCACGUUACCCACUGAAACCACCCUGCUGUCCCUCCAGAGUGUCCCCCGAACCCAUUCACCACCUCCACAGAGCACCCUCAAGACCACACCAGCCUUUAUAGACGCAGUAGAUAUCCCUGUAGCACCCAUGGUACCUGCUGAAAGUACCCUCCAGACUGCCCCACUGCCCUCUCUAGAUGUGACAGUUCCUGUGACUCAGAUUUUCAGCCGAUCACCUCCUGCCACAUCUCAAAAUCCCGCCCACAGUCACAGCCAAUCACCGCCAACUGUUAACCAUACUAUUACCCACAAUUCUCACAGAACUCUUCAAAAUGUCACCGGGAGUCUUUCUGACUGCCAAACAGAUCCCUUCAAAUCGCCUCCAACCGUGCCACACAAAAUUACCCACAAUGCCUCUGAAUUACCAUCAGUUUCUGCCCAGCAUCCUGCCAAAGCUCCACCCAGCCCUCCGUUAAGCCCCUCCCACCCUGACCCCUUCCUGCUGACCUCGGUGACCUUCACCUCCAGUGUCUCCUCCCACCUCCACUCCCCUGUCUGCUCCUCUUCCGCCUCCCUUCUCCACUCCCUUGACUCUCUGGGCCCCCCCAUUAGUCUGCUUCCCAUGAUGUCAUCAGCCACCCCUCAACUGACCACACCUCCCCCGACUCUGACCCCACCUCCUCCUGAGUUGACCCCGCCCCCUAUACAGCUGCUGGGCUCUGACGAUGAAGAGCAGGAGGACCCUUCAGAUUAUUGCAAAGGUGGUUACUACCCAGUGAAGAUUGGUGAUCUGUUUAACGGGAGGUACCAUGUGGUCAGAAAACUGGGUUGGGGACAUUUCUCUACUGUCUGGCUCUGCUGGGACCUGCAGAAGAAGCGGUUCGUGGCGUUGAAGGUGGUAAAGAGUGCUCCACAUUACACUGAGACGGCUCUGGACGAGAUCAAACUGCUCAGAUGUGUGAGAGACAGCGACCCCUCUGACCCCUACAGAGAAACCAUUGUCCAACUGAUUGACGACUUCAAGAUCUCUGGGGUCAAUGGAGUCCAUGUCUGUAUGGUUCUGGAGGUUCUGGGUCAUCAGCUGUUGAAAUGGAUCAUAAAGUCAAACUACAUGGGACUUCCUCUGGUCUGUGUCAAGACCAUCAUCACACAGGUGUUGCAGGGUCUGGACUACCUCCACACUAAGUGUAAGAUCAUCCACACCGACAUCAAACCAGAGAACAUCUUAUUGGAUGUUGAUGAGGUUUACAUCAGGAGAUUGGCAGCUGAGGCAACCAUCUGGCAAAGAGCUGGCGCCCCGCCCCCUUCAGGGUCAUCAGUUAGCAUGGCUCCCAGGGAUCUACAGGUUGGCAAACUGUCUAAGAACAAAAAGAAGAAGUUGAAGAGGAAAGCGAAGCGUCAGCAGAGACUGUUGGAGGAGAGACUGGUGGAUAUACAGAGGAUGGAGGAGGAGGACGGUAUGCUGUUACAACCUGACGACACAGACGCUAACUCCAACAGCAAAGCGAGCCCAGAGUCCACCAGCUCCUGGCUGGAGGACAGGUGUAAUGGCCACGCCCCUGAUCGGUUCUCCAGCCCCGCUUCUGGCCUAUCAGGGUUCUCCAGCUCUGUGAUGUCAGCAACGUCUGAGUCAGCACUUUCUACUCAGUCAGGGUACUCGAGUGGGCGAGACGUGUUCAGUGCUUCAGACUUCGUCCUCAGUCCUCUGGAUCCUCUGAACGCCCACAAACUCAGAGUGAAGAUCGCUGAUCUGGGAAAUGCAUGCUGGGUGCACAAACACUUCACUGAGGACAUUCAGACCAGACAGUACAGAGCUCUGGAGGUUCUGAUUGGAGCAGAGUACGGACCACCUGCUGACAUCUGGAGCACCGCCUGCAUGGCAUUUGAGCUGGCGACAGGAGAUUACUUGUUUGAGCCUCACUCAGGGGAAGAUUAUACCAGAGAUGAAGAUCACAUCGCUCACAUCAUCGAGCUGCUCGGUCCGAUUCCUCUGCCCUUCGCUCUGUCUGGCAGGUACUCCAGAGAGUACUUCAACAGGAGAGGUGAGCUGCGUCACAUCUCCAGUCUGAAGCCGUGGGGUCUGUUCGAGGUCCUGCUGGAGAAAUACGAGUGGCCGCUGGACCAGGCGGCUCAGUUCAGUGACUUCCUGUUGACCAUGUUGGAGCUGCAGCCUGAGCGCAGAGCGACCGCAGCGCAGUGUCUGCAGCAUGCAUGGCUGCACACAUAAACACGCACUGAUAUAUAUACAGACACUGAUAUAUACAUACUGUCAUACACUCUGAUACACGCACACACAGCAACACACACACACACACAUUGUGGUUGAGGAGUGUUAGAAAAGUCUCAGUCGGUCAGUGUUGAGUUCAAGUGUUGUAGGAAAUGAUUGCCUCGACUGUCUCACAGCUGUCUGUGCUGAUUCAUAAACUGACUGACUGACUUAUUGAUUGAUUGACUGGCUUUGCAGGUGGACUGUCUCAUUUAGGCUGAAUCCAAAUGUCUCUCUGAACAUUGUGUUUUCCACAUGAUUACAAUCUGAUGAAUUAUGAAGGUGCUCCACUUCAAGUAUUAUAACUGGCAGUUAAAUAACUGAACAGUGUCUACAGCUCUGUUGCUUCUCUUUGUGUCAGAUACUGUGAGCGCGAGUCUUUCAACCUUUUUGGCCGCUCCGAGCUGCCGUACUGUUGGAGCACAAAUAGACGUGCAUCAAAGUCCAAGCGGCGGCUGGUUUGACCAGGUUGUCACCAGCGACGGCUCACUUCAUCACAGCUAUUCUUAUUAGCUGCUCUCCUUACGUGCUUGAUGAUAACUUAUUUGACGAGUUUGAUCUUAACAGCGUGGAUUGAUAGCGGUGCGUUAUUAACAGAAGUCGACUGAACUUAUCAGAGUUAUCUUGAAUGCAUCAGUUUUGGAUGAAUUUGUACGUUCAUGAUACGAACCGUUCGUGACCUCAGGAUUGAUUCAGUGCAGGAAUUCAGCUGGUCUUCUCUGCAAGGAAAAGCCAAGAACAAUAGUUCCUCUAGUGCGUGAUCAUGGUUAGCUUCAAAGAGUGUCAGAGAGAGAGAGCGAGCAGGCAAAUUGUGAGGAUGGGCUGAGUGAAUCAGUGCUCUGCAUGCAGCUCCACAAUGAAAUGAGAUUUUAUAUUAUUAUAUUUUAUAUAUUUUAUAGAAAAUCGAGAUGUGGCGGUCAGCACUGACUGACUGCGACAGGCCACCACAGAUAUAUCAAUGUAUGGGAAACACUGGAGUAUGAUGAGGCCUCAUGGACUGCUGAUGCAUUCACUGUCAUCACGUUCAGUCUGCAAGGAAGAAGUUAUAAUCUGGAGUUAUUCUGUGUUGUUGUCAUCAGAUCUCACGUUCAGGUCUAAACUAACAGUGUUGAAUCUGGUGAACUCCAGGUCAGGUCCCCUGCCGCUCCUGAUUUGCAUAAAUUCUGCACUUGAUGUUUGUGAUGCGAUAUUUUUUUGCAGAUAGCUCUGUAUUAUCUUUAUAGUACUAUAGUAUCACUCAAGUAUCUUUAACCGUCACAGAAAGCUCAAUAUUCUCAGUCGUGAACUAAAUCAUCUUUACAUGCUUUAAAGUGGAGCUGGUGUUCUGCAUUUUCUCAUUGUCAAUAAAUCCAAUGACCAGAUCCAAACCAGCAUGUUCACCUCAGCUUCAAGCCCAUUGGUUCCUACUGAAAAACACCAAACCUGUGAGCAGGUAUCAGGGUGCAAACACCUGACAGCUCUGUACAUUUUACAGGAACACACACCUGUGACGUAGUCAGGUGACACCCAGACGUUUGUAUUCAGCCUCAGUCGUCUCCACCCGCUGACCUUUGACCUCCAACAUGUCACAUGUUGUCCUGUAGAAAUCAGCUGCUUUAAACAUUUUUUGAGACUGUUUCUUUUCAAACUGCGGAUUUAAACUCUUUCUUCUUGUUUCUGUGCUUUUACUGAAUUUUACACAUUUUGUGUUUACUGAUUGUUUUCUGCAGAAUUCACUUUGUAUUUAACUGCUGUCCCUUUAUCAAAGCGUAUUGAUUAUUGAUCAGAGACUUCUAAGACUCCUGAACCUCCCUGAUGAUGAUGAGUUUUGGUUUAGACGAGCACACUGUAGCCGACACUGACACUGACAGUAUUGAUCGUAUUGAUGACAGUAUUGAUCUCUGUAGCUCAAAGUGAAAGUGAGUCGUCCUCAGCUGACCUCUCAUGUGUUUCUAUGUUCAUAAAAUAAAUAGUGCCUUGAAAUGACCCCUGACCCCGACCCCCCUGCCUGUCACAGUGACAUCACCAGUGACAUAGAGUUUUUUUCUACAU